AUGAGGCUGUUGGUGUGGGUGGCGGCGGCGGUGGCCACUUGGAUCAUGGCGGCUUGCACCGCCGCGGCGGCGCACCCUGGCGGCGGCGAGCAGCCGCUGUCGAGGAUAGCCGUCGAGAGGGCGACCCUCGCCGUCGACGGCGCGGCGCAUGUCGAGGCGUCCCCUACUGUUCUCGGACAGAACGGUCAGACCAAUGAAUGGGUCGAGGUGGAGUUCUUCCACCCCAACCCCUCCGCCGACGACUGGAUUGGAGUUUUCUCUCCAGCCAAUUUCAGUGCAGCAAUCUGUGAGCCUGAGAACAAGAGGGAAUACCCUCCGGCGCUAUGCACAGCACCCAUCAAGUACCAAUUUGCAAAAUUCAAGAAUGAUGGAUACAGUAAGUCCGGAAAGGGCUACCUGAAGCUCCAGCUCAUCAACCAGAGGGAAGACUUCUCAUUUGCACUUUUUUCUGGGGGUCUCUUGAAGCCGAAGCUGAUUGCCGUCUCGAACAAGGUGGCAUUCACGAAUCCAAAGGCACCCGUCUACCCACGUUUGGCGCAGGGGAAGUCUUGGAACGAAAUGACAGUCACUUGGACAAGCGGAUACGACAUCAAAGAAGCAGUUCCUUUUGUUGAAUGGGGUGAAAAGGGAGGACGCAGGUUUCUCGCUCCAGCUGGGACACUGACAUUCGACAGAAACAGCAUGUGUGGUGCACCGGCGCGAACAGUUGGUUGGCGCCAUCCUGGUUACAUUCAUACUAGUUACUUGAAGGAUCUGUGGCCAGACUCAAUGUACACCUACAGGCUUGGCCAUAGGUUACCGAAUGGUACCCGCAUCUGGAGCAAGUCAUAUAACUUUAAAGCGUCACCUUAUCCUGGACAGGAUUCUUUGCAACGGGUUGUUAUAUUUGGGGACAUGGGGAAGGCAGAGGCAGAUGGUUCCAAUGAGUACAAUGACUUCCAGCCAGGCUCACUGAACACUACAAACCAGAUCAUCAGAGACCUGGACAAUGUCGACAUGGUGGUCCACAUCGGGGACAUUUGCUAUGCGAAUGGCUAUUUGUCACAGUGGGAUCAGUUCACUGCUCAGAUUGAACCGAUUGCUUCAACUGUUCCCUACAUGAUUGGCAGCGGUAAUCAUGAGAGAGACUGGCCUGGAACUGGUUCUUUCUAUGGAAAUCUCGACUCUGGUGGAGAAUGCGGUGUUCCUGCGCAAACUGUGUUCUACACUCCUGCUGAGAACCGUGCAAAGUUUUGGUACGCUACCGAUUAUGGCAUGUUCAGGUUUUGCAUAGCCCACACUGAAGAAGAUUGGAGGCCAGGGACCGAGCAGUAUGAGUUCAUCCAGCACUGCCUGUCGUCUGUUGACAGACAGAAGCAACCAUGGCUCAUCUUUCUUGCACACCGUGUUCUGGGGUACUCAUCCAACUCUUACUACGCAUUCGAAGGCACGUUUGAGGAACCAAUGGGGCGAGAAGCGCUGCAAGAACUCUGGCAGAAGUACAAAGUCGAUCUUGCCUUCUACGGUCACGUCCACAAUUAUGAAAGGACUUGUCCAGUAUACCAGAGUCAGUGUGUUGUUAACGCAUCGAACCACUAUAGUGGCCCAUUCCAGGCAACGACACAUGUUGUUGUCGGUGGCGCUGGUGCCAGCCUUUCGGACUUCUCCAGUUCAAAGAUCCAAUGGAGUCACUUCAGGGACUUUGACCACGGUUUCGCCAAGCUCACGGCCUUCAAUCACUCAUCCUUGUUGUUUGAGUACAAGAAGAGCCGUGACGGCAAUGUGUAUGACCACUUCACGAUCUCGCGUGACUACCGAGACGUCCUGGCUUGCUCUGUCGACAACUGCCCAAGGACUUCGCUGGCUUCCUGAAUGCCUGAUACUUCAGAGUGGGGAAUCCAUCGAUAGGGGGCUCUUAGAGAAAGUAGUAGUUACUGUACAUACUCUUUUAGCUGCAUCAAUAAAUUGUUUUUGCUACAUCGACAAUUGCGCAAGGAAUACACUAAAUUUUUUUGUUGUCUA
Molecule: messenger RNA, 2001 nt
Organism: Lolium rigidum
Lineage: Eukaryota; Viridiplantae; Streptophyta; Magnoliopsida; Poales; Poaceae
Product: probable inactive purple acid phosphatase 1
Exons: 11
Coding region: 1-1851 (616 amino acids)
Molecular function (GO): metal ion binding; acid phosphatase activity
Source: RefSeq, a predicted model, not a curated record